AUGAAGUGUUGCUCCAGUCUCUUAGAUGUCAAUUCAGAAGGUAACAGUGGUUCAUAUCGAGCUAACAUUCCUACACUGGAGUCUUCCAUCUCGCCAAUAAAAUCGAGAAAUAAAAAUAUAACUAUUAAUGCAGUCACCCUUUUUACAAAUAUUAUAUAUUUAUUCCUUUUAUUGUGCACAUUCCAAGGAUCCCUUGAGUAUAGAGAUGUUAAUAAAUUGUCUACGGAAUCUACACAAUCAUAUAAUGGUAAAGCGACACGUAUCACACUUAGGAGAAACCUGGCGGAGGAAAACAAUAACAAUGUACCCGGAGUUCCAGAAGAAAAUGUAUUAGAACCAGAAAGUGCAACCACGCAAACCUUUGAGUUUUAUAACUCUAAUUACCCCCUUGAAAAAGAUCAACUUCAUGAGAUUGAAAGUAUAAACGAACUUGUUGAAAGUUGCGAAAAAAAACUUAAUGAUAUUCUUAUAGACAUUAGAAGUCGAUUCGUAGAAUUUACCGAGGAUAUGAAUCAUUACUGGUGUGAUAAAAUGUGGAAAACUACAUGGUAUAAAUACGCAGAUAAUGUACACACUGAUAUGAUCAAAAACCUUAAAGACCCAACGAUUACUUUAGAUGAAAAAAAAAAUAUUGUCAAAAUUUUGAUGCAAUGGUGUGAGGAAGAUUUUAAGUACUUCUUGAUAUUGCUUAAGGCGCAAUGGGAUUUGAGAGAUGACCCAGAGCAUUACUUAGAAAGAUAA
Messenger RNA from Plasmodium fragile, 741 nucleotides. RefSeq lists its product as uncharacterized. NCBI's taxonomy places the organism in Eukaryota, Apicomplexa, Aconoidasida, Haemosporida, Plasmodiidae. The transcript has 2 exons. The record is from RefSeq and is a predicted model, not a curated record. The coding region runs from base 1 to 741 and encodes 246 amino acids.